Messenger RNA from Leptosomus discolor (cuckoo roller), 422 nucleotides. The record is from RefSeq and is a predicted model, not a curated record. Lineage: Eukaryota; Metazoa; Chordata; Aves; Leptosomiformes; Leptosomidae.
GGUCGCAGGAUGCUGCCCACGACCUGGAGACGCUGAAAAAGUACAAGGUUACUCAUGUUCUAAAUGUGGCAUAUGGAGUCCAAAAUGUCUUCCUCAAUGACUUUAUAUACAAGACUAUUUCAAUUCUAGACCUCCCAGAAACUGAUAUUACUUCCUAUUUCCCAGAAUGUUUUGAAUUUAUUGAGAAAGCCAAGAUCCAGGAUGGAGUGGUACUAGUCCACUGUAAUGCAGGAGUCUCCCGUGCAGCAGCAGUAGUCAUUGGAUUUCUAAUGAAUUCAGAAAGACUGAAUUUUGCUAGAGCCUUUUCCUUGGUGAAAAAUGCAAGGCCUGCGGCUUGUCCAAAUCCUGGCUUUAUGGAGCAGCUUCACAAGUACCAAGAACAGAAUAUAAAAGCUAACGGAAGCAUAAAUGAUCAUGACUGA